CGAAGGGUCCAUGUCCAACAACCAAAUUGCUUAAGACCGAGUCUCACUCGACAGUCACUGAGUCAGUUGAAACUCGAAGGAAGCGAUGAUGGAAUUACAAGUUGACGAGAACGACUUGAAAGCCGCCGGCGCUGAGCUUUUCGCCGACGGUGGCCGGCAAGGCAUUCGCAUCCAUGGCUGGCUGAUCGAGUCUCGGAGGCACUCCAUACUGAAAUCUUCCACCCUCCAAGAGUGGGAGCAGAAACUUGAGACGUCUCAUUUACCAGAAAUGGUUUUUGGGGAAAAUACUUUAAUUCUAAAACACUUGAGUAGUGGCACCAAAAUUCAUUUUAAUGCAUUCGAUGCUUUAUGUGGCUGGAAACAGGAGGCCUUGCCUCCUGUUGAAGUUCCUGCAGCGGCUAAAUGGAAAUUUAGAAGCAAGCCCUCUCAGCAAGUAAUACUAGAUUAUGACUAUACAUUUACAACACCUUAUUGUGGAAGUGGCAUUAUUGAGACUGAUAAUGAUCUGAUUGGGAGAGAAAUUUCUGAGGAAAACAGAAAUAUCCAUUGGGAAGACUGCAAGGAACAAAUUGAUGUAGUUGCAUUGGCAUCCAAAGAGCCCAUACUUUUCUAUGAUGAGGUGGUCUUAUACGAGGAUGAACUUGCUGAUAAUGGAGUAUCACUUCUUACUGUAAAAGUGAGAGUCAUGCCAAGUUCUUGGUUUCUUCUCUUGCGAUUCUGGCUUAGAGUUGAUGGAGUGUUGAUUCGACUGAGAGAAACUCGUAUGCAUUGUGUAUUUGGUGGAAGCACAACUCCUAUUAUACUUCGAGAGAGUUGCUGGAGAGAGUCUACAUUUCAAGAUUUGUCUGCGAAAGGUUUCCCUUUUGAUUCUGCUGCAUAUAAUGAUCCAAGCAUCAUCAGCCAGAGGCUCCCCAUCAUCAUGCAGAGGACCCAAAAGCUUGUAAUUUCCUCUUAAGUUAUAAAGCUGUAAAUUCCCAUAAUGCAAAAGGGAUUCUGAUCAAUUCGUAUCUUGUUCAUAUUUUAUUUAAACUUAUAUCAUCGCUGUUGAUACCAUCAGUUGCUUGUUAUGAGAUAAGCUCAAGUUGAGAUGCGUAUUCGUCAUGUUUUGUACUUAACAAAAGGUGGGGGAGGGUUUUAGGGGCUGAUUGUCAUGCGUGGAACCAAGGGGACACUCGAAUACUAGUCAUUCGGGGUGGCUUUUAGGGCGUACUAUAAAGCUUUGGAUCCAAUAAUUUGUGUUACUU
Gastrolobium bilobum is the source of this 1244-nucleotide messenger RNA. Its product is annotated as TIP41-like protein. Gene Ontology annotation, biological process: TOR signaling. Gene Ontology annotation, cellular component: cytosol. The coding region runs from base 86 to 955 and encodes 289 amino acids. The transcript is spliced from 8 exons. Lineage: Eukaryota; Viridiplantae; Streptophyta; Magnoliopsida; Fabales; Fabaceae. The record is from RefSeq and is a predicted model, not a curated record.